Molecule: messenger RNA, 956 nt
Organism: Schistocerca cancellata (South American locust)
Lineage: Eukaryota; Metazoa; Arthropoda; Insecta; Orthoptera; Acrididae
Product: tetratricopeptide repeat protein 12-like
Exons: 5
Coding region: 66-719 (217 amino acids)
Molecular function (GO): protein binding
Source: RefSeq, a predicted model, not a curated record
GCAAUAACCAGACGAUUCAUUGCGAAGUUCUCUGAUGUUUUUAAUUGCUUAACUUUGAGGCAGAAAUGGAGGACGAAUUUCAAAACUUCCUGCAGAAAGUGAACGAAGUCGGGGACAUUGUGAAAGGAUUAGCCUCAAAAAAUUCUCAAGAUCAUGAAAGAGCUAUACGGAAAGCAGAUCUUUAUCUCCGGUCUGAUGAAAAAGAAUUUGACGAAGAUGGCAUUUUCACAAAACUGGAUAAGACAGUUGUGAACAAGUGUCAUAUAAAUGACAGUGAUGGUGAAACCAUGAGUGUAGAAGCAUUCAUGGCAAUUACAGAAAAAGAUGCCAAAAAACGUGCUGAAGAUAGAAGACAGCGCAGGGAAAUAGCCGACAACUUUAAGAAACAAGCUAAUGCUGCAUUUGGUGAAAAGGAUUAUGCAAAGGCUUUAGAUUUAUACAACAAGGCAAUUGAUCAGGUAAAAGAUAGUGGGAUCCUCUAUACAAAUCGUGCAACAACUUUACUUAAGCUCGGUCUGUAUUCACGUGCAGUUGAUGAUUGCGAAUGGGCACUAAGAGUAAACAGAGAUAAUUUACGAGCCUGGCUGUUGAAGGCUAAAGCACAUCAUUUUCUUGAGCAGACUGAAGAAAAAGCAGAAUGCUUGCGUGAAGCUAGGGAGCGCCAUCCGAACAGUGGAAACACCAUUACAGAAUAUAUGGAGUCAUGGAAUGAACAGUAAACAUAGGACUUCCAAAAAAUAAAGGGAACAUAGUGAAAAAUAAAAUACAAGAGCAGUAAAUUAAGCCAGAGCUUAAUGUAUCAUGAACAUCUCACUGGACAACACUUGGAGCUUUUAACUUAUUUUAACAAUGUAAGUUAUUACUGAAACUUAAACCAUCACAUUAUUUAAUAUAUAAUUGGUAAACACAAACUAUUAAUGAAAUGAUUUAUAAUUGUUGUAAUGGGAGUAAGUAAA